GCAGCCAAGUCUCCCAGCCAAGCCUCUUACUAUCAAUCCCACAUCUCAUCCACCGCGCCUUUCCUUCAUCCACCAUUUCUCGUUACCAUCCCCGCCUUUUCCUCCUGUUUUAAUUAGUGUUUCUGGAAGUAGCCGCGCGCCAAUAUGAAUUCUCUCCGCUUCUCCCUCCUCGCUCUCCUGGCGGCGGCGCUCGUGCUGCACCUGCUCCCCUCGCGCACCGCUGCGUCCGACGUCGCGUCGGCGAUCGAAAACGACGAGUUCAGCUUCGACGACGCCGCUGACGAAGUCGCAGAAUUUCUCGGCGACGACGCCAUUGACGUCGCAGAGCGUCGCAUCCUGGCCAGCAGCAGCGGCGCGGCGACCGGCGCAAAGGGCGGCAAGACCGGCUCGUACAAGCCGAAGCACAAGAAGCGCCGCAACGCUGCCGGCGACGGCACUGGCGUGUGCCCGUAUGCCGGAAAGAAGGGCCCGUCUCCCGCGAGCGAGUACUGCGGCGGCGCGUGCUGCAUCAGCCCCGAGUAUCCGUGCUGCGGCGGCGACAAGUGCUGCAAGAAGGGCGGCUGCUGCCAGAAGAACGGCGAGUUCGUCUGCUGCAAGAGCUACUAACUCCGUGCCGCCUCACCCACUAGGCUCUAGGCUCUCCUAAGGCUGCUGCGAACUGCAGGGCUGCUCUCGAGGCGCCCAGCCUAGGCAGUCCGUGCCGUCAGGCCUACUAACCCGCGGGGAAGAUGAAUCGGCUUUAGCUCUUUUGCUGCGCUGUUACUUUGCUUCUAAGUUUUAGAUUCGACUACGACAUGUCUGUUGCUAGGUGUCUGUAGCUGCUGUGUUGGUGUUCCUUGUUGCUUGUUGGCUCUGCCUCUGCAGUGAGACAUUCUGUUUCAAUUCUGUGCUCCCA
Closterium sp. NIES-67 is the source of this 895-nucleotide messenger RNA. The record is from the annotation of a GenBank genome assembly. NCBI's taxonomy places the organism in Eukaryota, Viridiplantae, Streptophyta, Zygnematophyceae, Desmidiales, Closteriaceae.